AUGGCAGCCACGCUGUUACCAACGGGUCCUGAUGGCUUGCGCCGGUUCACUCGCGAAUCCCUGGCCGCCAUCGAGCAGCGGAUUGCCGAGGAGCAGGCCAAGAACGCCAAGGAUUACCAGGAGGAUCUGGGCAACGUGGAGCUGCCCAUGCCCAGGCCCGACCUGGAGGCUGGCAAACAACUUCCACGUAUCUUUGGUGACAUUCCCCCAGGACUGGUUGGGGUACCUCUGGAUGACAUCGAUCCCUUCUACUUCAAGAAUCAGAGGACUUUUAUAGUAGUUAAUAAAGGGACGGCCAUCUUCCGGUUCAGUGCCACGUCUGCUCUCUAUAUAUUUACCCCUUUCACCUUCCUCAGAAGAAUCUCCAUCAAAGUCCUGGUCCAUUCAUAUCCUUUACAACGCUUGUUCAUUAUGUGUACUAUUCUGACCAACUGUUGCUUCAUGGCUAUGUCAGACCCUGCCCCUUGGACCAAGUACCUGGAGUACACGUUCACCGGUAUCUACACCUUUGAGUCCAUGAUAAAGAUAUUUGCGAGAGGAUUCUGUGUCGGACCGUUCACCUUCCUGAGAGACCCAUGGAACUGGCUGGAUUUUAGUGUAAUCUCCAUGGCAUAUCUCACGGAGUUUGUGGACCUGGGAAACGUGUCUGCGUUGAGAACAUUCCGGGUCCUCCGAGCGCUGAAAACCAUCUCUGUCAUUCCAGGCCUAAAGACCAUCGUAGGUGCUCUGAUCCAGUCAGUGAAGAAGCUUGCGGAUGUGAUGAUCCUGACCGUGUUCUGCCUGAGCGUGUUCGCCCUCAUCGGCCUGCAGCUCUUCAUGGGCAUCCUGCGUCAGAAGUGCGUCCGUAGCGCGGCACACUGCGUCAACUCCUCAUACAACGUCAACGACACCUUCACCUGCAACAACCGGACCUGGAAUUCCAUGAACGACUUCGUCACCAAUGAAGAUAAUUUCUACAAAGUCGAAGGAGCAAAGGAUGCCUUAAUUUGUGGAUAUGGACAAGAUGCAGGGAAGUGUCCUGAGGGAUUUGACUGUCUGAGAAUAGGAAGGAACCCUAACUAUGGUUAUACCAGCUUUGACAGCUUUGGCUGGGCUUUCCUGGCGCUGUUCCGGCUGAUGACCCAAGACUACUGGGAGAACCUCUAUCAUCAGACUCUGCGUUCAGCAGGGAAAACCUACAUGGUGUUCUUUGUGCUGGUGAUCUUCCUGGGUUCCUUCUACCUGGUCAACCUGAUCCUGGCUGUGGUGGCCAUGGCCUACGAGGAACAGAACCAGGCCACCAUCCAGGAGGCCUGGAUGAAGGAGAGAGAGUUCCAGCUGGCCAUGGAACAUGUACGCAGAGAACAGAGGAUGGCAGAAAGAAGAAUCCAGCAGGAGACAGACUCGGUCGUGUCUCCAGAGCUGUCACCGUUUCAACUAAAAGCGGGCAGUAGUUUGAAACGGACGGCCAGUAGAAGAUCUCACAGGAUGCUGUCCGAGGAUCCAGAGGACGAAGCAGAUGGGAAGUUUGAGCCACUGGAUGAGCGGGUGUCCCCCCUGCCUCCCACGUCUCCCAUGCCCGUCCACCCUCUCCUUGCUGCCAUGUCGUCCCACCCUCUCAGCACCCGCCGUGGCAGCCAGGCCAGUAUCUUCUCCUUCAGACCCUGUGCCACCUCCGAUGCCGACUUCGGGGAUGACGAGUACAGUGUUCAUGGGGACGUCAUGGGGAGGAGCAGGGCAGGCUCCACCAUCGGCCCCAACUGGCAACACAAGCACAAAAGGACAGGCAGCGUGAGGAGCCAUUGCUCCCAGGUCUUCACCCCCAGUCUCAACAUCAACGGACGUCUCAACAUCUCCCUGGACCAGAACGGCGUCACCACGGUCGGCCUGCACACCCCCACCUCCCUACCCGCCUGCAGCAUGGAGAAGGUCAAAGAAGAUAAAGAGCCCACCUGUAUAGACGAGUCCAGUGCCAAGCCGGCCCAGCUCUCCCCCGAGGCUGCAGAGCCUCCCCUCCGUAGGAAACGCGGUCUGAGCUCCAUUAGCUUCCUCAGCGAUGCCAUGGAUGAGCUGGAGGAGUCUCGUCAGAAGUGCCCCCCCUGCUGGUACACUUUUGCCAAGGCGUACCUGAUCUGGGACAGGUGCCCAUGGUGGCUGAAGGUAAAGGAGUAUGUGAAGAUGAUUGUGAUGGAUCCCUUCCUAGACCUGGCAAUAACCAUCUGUAUCGUCCUCAACACCCUCUUCAUGGCCCUGGAACACUACCCCAUGACCGACGAGUUCAACAAUGUGCUCUCUGUUGGCAACCUGGUGUUCACGGUGAUCUUCACAGCGGAGAUGGUGUUCAAGCUGAUAGCCAUGGAUCCGUACUACUAUUUCCAGCAGGGCUGGAACAUGUUUGAUGGCAUCAUCGUCUGCCUCAGCCUCAUGGAGCUGGGCCUGUCCAACGUAGAGGGACUGUCUGUCCUGCGCUCCUUCAGACUGUUGCGAGUGUUCAAGCUAGCGAAGUCAUGGCCCACCCUGAACACACUGAUCAAGAUCAUCGGUAACUCCGUGGGCGCUCUGGGAAACCUGACCCUGGUGCUGGCCAUUAUCGUCUUCAUCUUCGCCGUGGUGGGCAUGCAACUGUUCGGCAAGAACUACCAAGACUGCGUGUGUAAGAUCUCUAAGGAUUGUAUGUUACCUCGUUGGCACAUGAAGGACUUCUUCCACUCGUUCCUCAUCGUGUUCCGGGUGCUGUGUGGCGAGUGGAUCGAGACCAUGUGGGAUUGUAUGGAGGUGGCCGGGCAGCCUCUCUGCAUCCUGGUCUUCAUGCUGGUGAUGGUCAUAGGAAACCUGGUGGUGCUGAACCUGUUCUUGGCCCUGCUGCUCAGCUCGUUCAGCUCAGACAACCUGUCAGCUCCCGACGAGGACGGAGAGAUGAACAACAUCCAGAUCGCCGUCGCCCGCAUCCACACGGGGUUCGCCUGGCUGACGAGGAACGUCUCCGACCUAUUCAACGGAAACCUGAAGAAGAGACGUCUCAUGACUAAAGACGUUCAGAUUUCUGUGAACCUGACACCCGUAGCCAAUCACGUGGAGAGUAACGGUGGGGUGGGGGUUGGGGUGGUGGGGGCGAUCGGACGCUACGGAGAGAAGGUCCCGGACGACGACAGCUACAUGACCAACCCCAACCUGACCAUCAGCGUGCCCAUCGCUCCAGGGGAGUCGGACGUGGAGUUCCCUGAGGAAGGAGAGGUGGAGGAGGAGACAGAGUCGUCAGAGGACGAGGACAACAAAGCGGAAAAAGUGAGCCUAUCAGAAGGCAGCACGGUGGACUUGCGGAAGCCAGGGGAGGAAGAGGAUGACUUCUCUGAGACGGCUGACGAUGUCAUGGAGCCAGAUGAAUGUUUCCCUGAAUUCUGUGUUCGCCACUGUAAGUGCUGUGAGAUCAACACGACUCGGGGCCUGGGUCAGGCCUGGUGGAGACUGAGGAAGACCUGUUACCAGAUUGUUGAACACAGCUGGUUCGAGACUUUUAUUAUCUUCAUGAUCCUGCUGAGCAGUGGUGCUCUGGCAUUUGAGGACAUCUACAUUGAGAAAAGGAAAGUAGUGAAGGUUAUCUUGGAGUACGCUGAUAAGGUCUUCUCCUACAUAUUCGUCCUAGAGAUGUUCCUCAAAUGGAUUGCCUACGGCUUCAAGAAGUACUUCACCAACGCUUGGUGUUGGCUGGACUUCCUCAUUGUCGAUGUGUCGUUGGUGAGCCUGGUAGCUAACUCUCUGGGCUACUCUGACUUUGCUGCCAUCAAAUCACUGAGGACCCUCCGAGCGCUGAGGCCCCUAAGGGCCCUGUCCAGAUUCGAGGGCAUGCGGGUGGUGGUGAACGCACUGAUUGGAGCCAUCCCAUCCAUCAUGAACGUCCUGCUGGUCUGCCUCAUCUUCUGGCUCAUCUUCAGCAUCAUGGGAGUCAACCUGUUCGCAGGGAAGUUUGGUAAAUGUGUGAACCGGACAGGGUUCAUCCACAAUGCCUCCAUCGUCAACAACAAGUCAGAGUGCCUGGCCAUGAACGACACUCAGUUUUAUUGGACUAAAGUCAAGGUCAACUUCGACAACGUGGGACUAGGAUACCUCUCACUGCUGCAAGUGGCCACGUUUAAAGGAUGGAUGGAAGUUAUGCAUGCAGCUGUUGAUUCACGUGGCGUAGAGGAGCAGCCAAUCAGGGAGAUCAACCUCUACAUGUACCUCUAUUUUGUCAUCUUCAUCAUCUUCGGAUCCUUCUUCACUCUCAACCUCUUCAUCGGAGUCAUCAUUGAUAAUUUCAACCAGCAAAAAAGAAAGAUAAGUGGACAAGACAUUUUCAUGACUGACGAGCAGAGGAAGUACUACAACGCUAUGAAGAAAAUAGGCUCUAAAAAGCCCGAAAAGCCUAUACCAAGACCUACGAAUAUACUCCAAGGCUUCUUAUUUGACCUGGUAUCCAAGCAAGCCUUUGACAUCAUCAUUAUGAUGCUAAUCAUCGUCAACAUGGUGACCAUGAUGGUGGAGACAGACGAUCAGUCCGCACGCAUGGAGUCCAUUCUCAACAAGAUCAACCUGAUUUUCAUUGUCAUCUUCACCACCGAAUGCCUCAUGAAGAUCGUGGCACUUCGCUGCUAUUUCUUCACCGUGGGAUGGAACAUCUUUGACUUUGUGGUUAUCAUUCUCUCCAUCGUGGGUAUCGUUCUGGCUGACAUCAUCGAGAAGUACUUUGUGUCUCCGACUCUGUUCCGUGUCAUCAGACUGGCAAGGAUAGGACGCGUCCUUCGACUGAUACGUGGAGCCAAAGGAAUAAGGACUUUACUGUUUGCCUUAAUGAUGUCCAUGCCAGCGUUGUUCAACAUCGGCCUGCUGCUCUUCCUCGUAAUGUUCAUAUACGCUAUCUUCGGAAUGGCCAACUUCGCUUACGUGAAAAAAAAGGAAGGGAUAGAUGACAUGUUCAACUUCGAGACCUUUGGGAAUAGUAUGAUCUGCCUGUUUCAGAUCAGCACGUCCGCCGGGUGGGACAACGUCCUGGAGCCCAUCAUGUCUAACUCCCCAGAGGAGUGUGAAGCCUACGUCGUCAACACCGGCACCAACGUCCGGGGAAACUGUGGCAACCCGUCUGUGGCAAUCGCCUUCUGUGUCAGCUACAUCAUCAUAUCGUUCCUCAUCGUGGUCAACAUGUACAUCGCCAUCAUCCUGGAGAACUUCAGCGUGGCCACCGAGGAGAGCACCGAGCCGCUGAGCGAGGACGACUUCGAGAUGUUCUAUGAGGUUUGGGAGAAGUUCGACGCAGAGGCCACCCAGUUCAUUGAGUUCUCCAAGCUGUCGAAUUUCGCAGACAACCUGUCGGAGCCGCUGCGCAUCGCCAAGCCUAACAAGAUCAAGCUGAUCUCUAUGGACCUGCCGAUGGUGAGCGGGGACAAGAUCCACUGCCUGGACAUCCUGUUCGCCUUCACCAAACGCGUGCUGGGCGAGUCGGGCGAGAUGGACGCCCUCAAGCAGCAGAUGGAGGAGAAGUUCAUGAUGGCCAACCCGUCCAAGAUCUCCCACGAACCAAUCACAACGACCCUACGCCGCAAGCAGGAAGACGUGUCUGCCAUCAUCAUCCAGCGCUGUUACAGACGCCACCUGGUGAAACGGCAGAUGAAGCAGGCCUCAUUCCUUUACAGACAGAUGAACCUUCAGACCAACCUGAACUUGCAGGAGCACAUAGUGGUGGACAUAGAGAGGGCCCCGGAGACGGAGGGCCUCAUCGCCGCCAUGAUAAAGGAACACUACGGCCCCGAGGGGCCCGACGAGGAGGAGGAGGAGCUGGUAGAGGUCAUGGGGGUCAUGGAAGGGACUCUGUCCUCCUCACCGCCAUCUUACGACAGUGUGACCCGGCCGGGGGUGGCUAGUGACGUUGGUCAGAUAGAACGGCUAGAAAGGCCGAGAGACUUAGUUGUUACCAGUAUCACCUGUUACCAGUGUUACCAGUGUUACCAGUAUCACCAGUGUUACCAGUGUCACCAGUGUCACCAGUGUUACCAGUAUCACCAGUAUUACCAGUAUUACCAGUGUUACCAGUAUUACCAGUGUUACCAGUGUUACCAGUAUUACCAGUGUUACCAGUGUUAUCAGUGUCACCAGUGUCACCAGUGUUACCAGUGUUACCAGUAUUACCAGUAUUACCAAUAUUACCAGUGUUACCAGUAUUACCACUGUUACCAGUGUUACAAGUGUUACCAGUGUUACCAGUAUUACCAGUGUUACCAGUAUUACCAGUGUUACCAGUAUUACCAGUGUUACCAGUUGUUACAGUAUCACCAGUGUUACCAGUAUUACCAGUGUCACCAGUGUCACCAGUGUUACCAGUGUUACCAGUAUUACCAGUAUUACCAAUAUUACCAGUGUUACCAGUAUUACCACUGUUACCAGUGUUACAAGUGUUACCAGUGUUACCAGUAUUACCAGUGUUACCAGUAUUACCAGUGUUACCAGUGUUACCAGUAUUACCAGUGUUACCAGUGUCACCAGUGUUAUCAGUGUCACCAGUGUUACCAGUAUUACCAAUAUUACCAGUGUUACAGUAUCACCAGUGUUACCAGUGUUACCAGUUUUACCAGUAUUACCAGUGUUACCAGUGUUACCAGUGUUACCAGUAUCACCAGUGUUACCAGUGUUACCAGUGUCACCAGUGUUACCAGUAUCACCAGUAUUACCAGUGUUACCAGUGUUACCAGUAUUACCAGUGUUACCAGUGUUACCAGUGUUACCAGUGUCACCAGUGUUAUCAGUGUCACCAGUGUCACCAGUGUUACCAGUGUUACCAGUAUUACCAGUAUUACCAAUAUUACCCGUGUUACCAGUAUUACCAGUAUUACCAGUGUUACCAGUGUUACCAGUAUCACCAGUAUCACCAGUGUUACCAGUGUUACCAGUGUCACCAGUGUUACCAGUAUCACCAGUAUUACCAGUGUCACCAGUUGUUACCAGUAUUACCACUGUUACCAGUGUCACCAGUGUUACCAGUGUUACCAGUUUUACCAGUGUUACCAGUGUUACCAGUGUUACCAGUAUCACCAGUAUCACCAGUGUUACCAGUGUUACCAUUGUCACCAGUGUUACCAGUAUCACCAGUAUUACCAGUAUUACCAGUAUUACCAGUGUUACCAGUAUUACCAGUAUUACCAGUGUUACCAGUGUUACCAGUAUUACCAGUGUUACCAGUGUCACCAGUGUUAUCAGUGUCACCAGUGUCACCAGUGUUACCAGUGUUACCAGUAUUACCAGUAUUACCAAUAUUACCCGUGUUACCAGUAUUACCAGUAUUACCAGUAUUACCAGUAUUACCAGUAUUACCAGUAUUACCAGUAUUACCAGUAUUACCAGUAUUACCAGUAUUACCAGUAUUACCAGUAUUACCAGUAUUACCAGUGUUACCAGUGUCACCAGUGUUAUCAGUGUCACCAGUGUCACCAGUGUUACCAGUGUUACCAGUAUUACCAGUAUUACCAAUAUUACCCGUGUUACCCGUGUUACCAGUGUUACCAGUAUUACCAGUGUUACCAAUAUUACCCGUGUUACCAGUAUUACCAGUGUUAUCAGUGUCACCAGUGUCACCAGUGUUACCAGUAUUACCAAUAUUACCAGUGUUACCAGUAUUACCACUGUUACCAGUGUUACAGUAUCACCAGUGUUACCAGUAUUACCAGUUUUACCAGUAUUACCAGUGUUACCAGUGUUACCAGUGUUACCAGUGUCACCAUUGUCACCAGUGUUACCAGUAUUACCAAUAUUACCAGUGUUACCAGUAUUACCACUGUUACCAGUGUCACCAGUGUUACCAGUGUUACCAGUAUUACCAGUGUUACCAGUGUUACCAGUGUUACCAGUAUUACCAGUAUUACCAGUAUUGCCAGUGUUACCAGUGUCACCAGUAUCUACCCGAGGUGGAGGAGUACAGAAACAGACCCAGAAGCAAGACAUCAGGGCAAAGAGACUCCACCUACACCUCCACCUGAACAACUGGUCGUAUCCCAGUCUGACCUGGAAGGGAUGCUGGCGAUGCUGCAGAGCAUUCGAGGUCACCUCGAUCGCCUGGAGAAAAGGUGUCGGAGUAUCAGGAGGCCACGGACGAGAGAGAAGAAGAGGAGGGUGAUCCGGCUCAUGAGUCAAACUGAGUCCAACUCCUCUUCGCCCUCUUCGUGA
This is a messenger RNA of Salvelinus namaycush (lake trout), 8166 nucleotides long. RefSeq names its product sodium channel protein type 4 subunit alpha-like. The transcript is spliced from 31 exons. Bases 1 to 8166 code for a protein of 2721 amino acids. NCBI's taxonomy places the organism in Eukaryota, Metazoa, Chordata, Actinopteri, Salmoniformes, Salmonidae. Gene Ontology annotation, biological process: neuronal action potential; membrane depolarization during action potential; sodium ion transmembrane transport. Gene Ontology annotation, cellular component: axon; plasma membrane; voltage-gated sodium channel complex. Gene Ontology annotation, molecular function: voltage-gated sodium channel activity; protein binding. The record is from RefSeq and is a predicted model, not a curated record.